AUGAGUACCUAUGUCGGUCUCAGAACCGCGGAUGACCCCUGGGUCUUCCAACUCAACUCCAAAAGCUUCAGCGGCAAAAUGAACCAACCCAGCUUGCUCAACGCACCAAAUCAGAACCGCCUAAGCCUCUCGGAGGUUAAGGAACAAAUCAUAGCUAACACACACUGCCUCUGGCCAAUCUUAACCCCAGCCCAGGCUCUGCUCAACCCGCCAAAUCUCCGUCCACCGUUCACCUUGAUCACUGUCGCGUCUCGCGAUACCGUCAUAUCGGCUCAUGUCAUCUACGAGACCGAUACACGACAGGUCCUCUGGAUCCAGGGUGGGGCAGCAUCAACCCAGCGCGAAGCGUAUGACAAGCUGCUGGCUUUGACUAGCAAGAUCUUGUAUGCGAAGCAGGAGGGAAUUCGGGCCCCGCUUGACAACUCCGAUACCCACAAGAGUCGAAAACAGGCUUCUUGGCCGCAAGACAUGGAUAAAUACGGCAACCCCCAUCCAAACACGUUCCCCACGAACAAUAACAACAGCGCUAACCGCCUCAGUAUCUCGGAGAUCAAGGAGCAGAUUCUCGCCAACGCUUCCUUCCUGUGGCCUGUCUUCCACGAAGUCAGCUCCGACUACCCUAUUCGUACGCCACCCUUCAAAAUCAUCACUUCGGCGACAGCUUCCUCCGUGGGUGCCGAAAUUCUGUAUGAGCAGGACUUCAAGCAGUGCAGUUUCAUAUGGGCCAGUCCGGCUGCCAAUCAUCGCCAUGCUUACGAGAAGCUGCUCGCCUUGACGGAUCGGCUGGUGCAGAAGAAUCGAAAACAUUUCGCUGAAUCGUCGGGAUUCUUGUCAGGAUUGAGGAACUGGGAGGCGGGCCCGAUGGGUGGAUAUAGAUCAAAUCAGAGGUAG
This is a messenger RNA of Fulvia fulva, 891 nucleotides long. RefSeq lists its product as uncharacterized. The record is from RefSeq and is a predicted model, not a curated record. The coding region runs from base 1 to 891 and encodes 296 amino acids. The transcript has 4 exons. NCBI's taxonomy places the organism in Eukaryota, Fungi, Ascomycota, Dothideomycetes, Mycosphaerellales, Mycosphaerellaceae.